Molecule: messenger RNA, 795 nt
Organism: Coprinopsis cinerea okayama7#130
Lineage: Eukaryota; Fungi; Basidiomycota; Agaricomycetes; Agaricales; Psathyrellaceae
Exons: 2
Coding region: 1-795 (264 amino acids)
Molecular function (GO): hydrolase activity
Source: RefSeq, a predicted model, not a curated record
AUGGUUGACAUCCAGAUUCUCAGUGAUCUUCACCUUGAAUUUGAACGAGGAGAAGACCCCUUGUACACGUUCGACUUUCCUGCUUGUGCCCCCAAUCUCGCCUUGCUCGGCGACAUCGGAUGGACACGAGAUGAACGGCUAUUCGUCUGGCUAGAGUUCCAGCUGACGCGCUUUGAACGCGUCUUUUUCGUCUCCGGGAACCACGAGCCGUUUAUCAGGACAUUGGCGGAGAACGAGACAUCUCUGGAGGGAUUCGCAUCCAAAUCUGUCGAAGCCCGCGAAGUCGACAAGUCCAGGGGAGAAUUCAUAUUCCUCAACAGGAGGCGAUAUGACAUCGCUCCUGAUGUGACCAUACUUGGAUGUACACUAUGGGCGGCGCUCGACCAAGAUAAGCUCGACAUUCUCUCCUGGGCCGUCAACGACUUCGCCCGGAUUACCAACUUUAAACCAACGGACUAUAUUCAAGCCCAUGAGGCGGACGUCAGUUGGCUGAAGGGUUCCGUUGAGACCAUCCGCGAAGAGGAUCCUGCCAAAAAGGUCGUAGUCUUCACACACCAUGCCCCAACGGUUCAAGGUACUGGGAAUCCCAAGUACGAUGGCGGGAUACUUAGCAGUGCCUUUGCGACUGAAUUGACCACGACUUCCUGGUGGGGUCCUCCGAUUGUCCUUUGGGCGUUCGGGCAUACGCAUUGGUGCUGUAACUUUGAAAAAAAUGGUGUCAAAAUCUUCAGCAAUCAGCGCGGAUAUGGCAAGGGUGCGGAGGGUUUUGACGAAACAAAGGUUAUCUCUGUGUAA